GCUUGACAUCGAUUGUACCCGAGCUGCUGAACUCGUGACGCCGCGCUGUCAAAUACAGGAAGUUAAGAAUGUGAAGUAUAAUGCGGCAUCUCCUCUCAUUGAUCUCAUUUCCUCAUUUUUUAUUUUUGUUUACGCAACCUACAGCCACAAGUACCUGCCCUUGCUGGGUGUAUGCUUUGUAAGGCACACGGCAUGCUAACCAAACUGCCUUUGGAACAAAGGAAAUCCAGACACAAGUUACACUAAUGCUAAUGAUCAGUCCCAGGAUGGCCUCAGGAAUGCAAGAGAAACAGUACACACCAUCUCUGCUCAGUUUUUUCAUUUACAACCCGACAUUUGGACCCCGAGAAGGAGAGGAAGAGAAGAAGAUUUUGUUUUACCACCCAAGUGAUGUGGAGAAGAAUGAGAAGAUCCGAAAUGUUGGCCUUUGUGAAGCCAUUGUACAGUUCACCAGGACGUUCUGUCCAACAAAACCAGCCAAGUCCCUGCACACACAGAAGAACCGGCAGUUUUUCUUCGAGCCCGAGGACAAUUUCUGGAUAGUCAUGGUGGUUCGAAACCCAAUGAUUGAGAAACCAAACAAAGAUGGUAAACCUCCCACAGUAGAAUAUCAGGAAGAGGAAAUACUUGACACUGUUUAUGGUGCAGUGGUGAGGCAGUGCUACAGUAUGUACAAGCUCUUCAACGGCACGUUUGGCAGAGCGGUGGAAGCCGGCGGAGUGGAGCUGCUCAUUCAGAAGCUUGAGAAGUUCUUCUACAGGUAUCUGCAGACUCUCCAUCUUCAAUCCUGCGACCUGCUGGACGUGUUUGGAGGCAUCAGCUUCUUCCCACUGGACAAGAUGACCUACCUUAAGAUCCAGUCGUUCGUCAACAGAGUGGAGGAGAGCCUCAGUCUGAUCAAAUACACAGCCUUCCUGUAUAACGACCAGCUCAUCUGGAGCGGACUGGAGCAAGAUGACAUGAGGAUCCUCUAUAAGUACCUGACCACUUCGCUGUUCCCCAGGCACUCCGAACCAGAGCUGGCUGGCAGGGACUCUCCUCUGAGGCCAGAGGUCGCAGGGAACCUGUUGCACUAUGGGAGGUUUCUUACAGGACCCACCAAUCUUAAAGACCCUGAGGCCAAAUUCAGAUUUCCAAAAAUAUUUGUCAGCGCAGAAGAUGGCUAUGAGGAGCUACACCUGAUUGUUUAUAAGGCGAUGAGCGCUGCAGCGUGUUUUAUGAUCAGUGCCUCUGUGGAGCUGACGAGGGACUUCUGUGAACAGCUGGACAGCUUGGUGGGCCCUCAGCUCACUUUGUUGGCAUCAGACAUCUGUGAACAGUUCACCAUUAACCGCAGGAUAUCAGGGCCUGAGAAGGAGCCGCAGUUUAAGUUCAUCUACUUCAACCACAUGAAUCUGGCGGAGAAGAGCACCAUCCACAUGAGGAAGACUGCCAGUGUUUGCCUCACCUCUGUCCACCCCGACCUCAUGAAGAUCCUGGGAGACAUCAACUGUGACUUCGCCAGGGUGGAUGAAGAUGAAGAAAUCAUUGUGAAAGCUAUGACAGAUUACUGGGUAGUUGGUAAGAAGUCAGACCAGAGAGAACUGUACGUGAUCCUGAAUCAGAAGAACGCCAAUCUGAUCGAAGUAAAUGAGGAAGUCAAGAGGCUUUGUGCAACUCAAUUCAACAACAUUUUCUUCUUGGACUGAUGCAGCAAACAGGCAGAGACUGUUCAACCACACUAAAAACUGUCAGCGUUGCAGGGUAUCAUGACAGCAUCAACGUAAUGCAAUAAUUGCAUUGUAAAAUAAGAAAAAAAUAAAAAAGCUCUCUCACUAAGUUUUUAUUUUAUUUUAUUUAACCUAUAAAAAUUGUAAUUUUCUCUUGUAAUUACAUGUAAAUCCAGAUUUUUACUGUACAUGUACUUUAUUUUCUGUCUUUCUUUGUACAUACUUCCAGGGUUUUGUUAACUGGACAUAUUGAUUUGUUUCAAAUUCCAACUUGUUCAUGUUGUUUUUGUUUUUCUUGUUUUUUUUUUUAAAUGACCACAUCAUGACAGUGUCUGAAAUUAAUUUAAAAAGUGAUAUGCACAGAACAGUUUACUCCAGGUUCCUUUGAUGAUCAGUGAUAGUUUUAAAAUAAGAUGUCAUUAUGUCAAAACUAUUGUGGUUUGUAAACAACUACGCUAACUUUCAAUAAAUUAAGAAGUCAU
Messenger RNA from Acanthopagrus latus (yellowfin seabream), 2191 nucleotides. RefSeq names its product CCZ1 homolog, vacuolar protein trafficking and biogenesis associated (gene ccz1). Gene Ontology annotation, cellular component: Mon1-Ccz1 complex; intracellular membrane-bounded organelle. The coding region runs from base 246 to 1688 and encodes 480 amino acids. Gene Ontology annotation, biological process: vesicle-mediated transport. Lineage: Eukaryota; Metazoa; Chordata; Actinopteri; Spariformes; Sparidae. The record is from RefSeq and is a predicted model, not a curated record. The transcript has 17 exons.